Molecule: messenger RNA, 2637 nt
Organism: Symbiodinium necroappetens
Lineage: Eukaryota; Dinophyceae; Suessiales; Symbiodiniaceae
Source: the annotation of a GenBank genome assembly
AUGCGGGGUGGGUGCCCAGAGAUUCCAUCGGAGCUAUGCUUGUUCCUUAUUCGGGAGAUUGAAUCGGCGCGUGGUGACGCUAUGUUGAGGUACCAGAACAUCUUCGUGCUCGAUUGGCGAAAACUUCAGCGUGGCGGUGCAAUGGUGCACUUGUUUGCGGGGUCACAGCGGUGGGAGCAUCCAGAUGGAAAGCCUUCGGUGUCAUUAGAUAUCUCUAGGGGGUUCGAUCUAAUCGACGAUGCCCUCUUCCAUUACCUGCUGGAGCUUGGCAGGGCCGGUGCAAUUGAAGCAUUGGUUGGAGCGUUGCCUAGUGGGACGUUCCGGUUUGGUGUUCCUACCCUUACGGAUGAAGAAAAGUUCAAAGUUGAUCAAGACACGGUUAGGAGGCUGCACGCGCUGAUGGGACUAAGGAACGGGGACGAUAAGCACAAGGCCCUUCAUGACUGGUCUAAGGGAUGGGCGCACGUUGUGAGAUCGUCGGAGGAAGUUGUCCAAGAGGGCAUUGGAGCAGUUCAGAAAGCAUUGUCUGGCGGGACACAGACCUUGGAGACCAGACUGUGCUGCAUGCCUUGUCCCCACCGGACUGAAAGUGCUGAGGAUCAGGCUGCUGCGUCUGAUGCGAAAGCUACUGAUCAUGCAAUUCCCCUUCCGGGGGAGAUGUCUGAGGGAGAGGCAGAGGGUGCAGUUGAGGAUGACGGUGGGGGCGUAGGUGCAGUGCAGGAUAACGAAUGGGAGACGCCAGAAGCCGAUGACCCAGCGUUUGUUUUGUCCGAAAGCGACAAACAUAGGAUUAAGGCUGAAAAUGACAAGUGGAAGGUCAUCGCUGAGGGCUGUGCUGAGAUUGCUCAUGAAGUUGUAGAUAUCCCUAUGGUGGAGAUUCUGCCGAUGAAAUCUGCAAAAGCGAUUGUAAGUGCCUUGAACAGGUUUUAUGCGCGACUGCGGUCUUGGGGGCUGCCUGUCUAUAGGCUGCAUAGCGAUAGAGCUAGGGAGCUUACGGAUCCGCUUGUCACGCAAUGGGCCGCGCACCGUGGAAUCUACAAGACAACUACUGUACCUGAACAGCCGGCUGGAAAUGGACGUGCGGAGAGACUGGUGGGGAAGCUUAAACAGCAAGCCCGCGCGUUGUUGCACUCCACAGAUGCAGGCUAUGCUCUAUGGCCACAUGCCGUCAGGUAUUCUUGCGAGGGCCUUCAAAGGGCUCAGCUGCAUCGCUUGGGCAUGGAUGUUCAGCCGUUGGUCCCCUUCUACUCUUUGGUUAAGUUUCGGGCACGCACGUGGCGGGAUGAGCAAUGGGGAACCCGUACGCCUAGAUUGUAUGCCACUACAUUGGUGUAUCGAAACUUUGUGCCGGAGCCGGAGCCUCCUCAGGGAGAGGCUUCUGAGGCUGAGGAGGUUCUCCGACUUCCGGAGACUGAGGGAAUGCUUAAGGCUUUCCAGUCGUGUGGAGGAACAGCCUUAGCAGAUCUUCUGAAGAUAGCUGGAGAGGAAGGUGACACAGAUGAGCAUACGGAUGAGCCCGCUUCUCAGCCAGAUGCAAGAAUUCUUCUUGAGGGGCGUAGAUUAGCUUCCAUAUCAGCCAUGCGAGAGCAAGAGCAAGCGUUGGUGAAGGAAUUACAAGCUGGUCAUGUUGAGCUUGCGAUGUCCACUGCUGAGCUUUUGGAGCAAAUGGAUAACUCUGUAUCGUGCAUAGAGUCUCUGUUGGAGUCGUUGUCCGGUCAAACUACUUCCGAAUGGGAAAGUGAGGGCCAGUCGCGAAGCGAUAUCAGCCUGAGAGCUCUUGAUGCUGAAUCAGAUGUUCUUCAAACAAAAAUGGUCCCGAUUGCUGAAGUGGCUAAGGACAUUGAAAACUGGAAGUCGGCCUUGUCAGACGAACUGUCCAGUGUGACCACUGUUCACAAGGCAGGCUUUAUCAUAUCGGAAGAGGAGGCCAGGAGUUUGGAGAGUAAUCCUGAGGUGGAGGUGUUGCGUGUCCCAGGAAAAGUUGUUGCGAGUAUUAAACCACCAUUUAAGCGGAAAGCGCGGUUCGUGGCUUGCGGGAAUUACCUCACGAGGCCCAAGGAGUCGAAAUCCCCCACUUUGGAUCGUCAUGACCUGUACUCAGCAGGUCUGGACAGCUUUGCUCUCCGAACGCAGUUAGCGAUUGGGGCGUAUAAGCGUUGGCACUGUGCAUCGCUGGACGUAAAGACGGCAUUCCUGACAGCACCUCUGCAGCAGCCACGUGCUACAAGCAAGACUGGUAAAGAGAGGAUUGUCUUAGUGCGGGUACCGCGCGUUAUGGUCCUUGCCGGUCUCGUGCCACCGGGCUCAUGGAUGCGCGUUGAAGGCGCUCUGUACGGACUCCAGGAAUCACCUCAUUCUUGGGGAAACUUCCGUGAUGGAAAGCUGCAGUGUUUGACUUGGCGUACACCUUCCGGAAAGAAGGUUUUCCUUGAGCAAUGCGCAUCCGAUGUUUCGGUAUGGCUUAUAAAAUCUGAGGGUCUUGUGGUAGGUCUUUGUGGAAGUGUUCUGAACCAGAGUAUGCCAGCAAACCAGGUGGAUUUCGCUUUUGCGGUCUCCAAAUUGAAGAGCGCAAUGGUGGAAUAUGGAUUCACCAACGGGAUUACCUCGUCGAUCUAUUUUCUAAGUAUCCGCACUUGA